Suricata suricatta (meerkat) is the source of this 1164-nucleotide messenger RNA. It is a transcript of the gene UFSP1, whose product is annotated as UFM1 specific peptidase 1 (inactive). Bases 560 to 988 code for a protein of 142 amino acids. NCBI's taxonomy places the organism in Eukaryota, Metazoa, Chordata, Mammalia, Carnivora, Herpestidae. The transcript has a single exon. The record is from RefSeq and is a predicted model, not a curated record.
UGAGGAUCUCCGGAGAGGGGCGGAGCGCGCCCGCUCCCGCCACCCCGCCCCGUCCCAGGAGGCAGGGCUCGCGCCCGCGCAGUAACCACGACGGCGGCGCGGCGGUGCAUUGUGGGAGCCUCGCGGGUCACUGACUUCUCAGCCUUUGCGGGUCGCGGCUCUGCUGCGGCGGAAGACCGGGUGAGAGCAUCCCGAGAGCCCGCGCGCCGGUCCUGCCUGCAACUAGCUCAAGACCCAGGGCUGAGAGGGAGAGCUGGAGCCGGCGUUCCCUCUGUGCCGCGAGGAGGACACAGCUGCCUGGUCUCGGCCACCGUCGUGCCCGCCGACCGCCCUGGAGCCGUUGAAGGACGUCCACCUGGGCCUGGCCCCGCCCGGCCGCGGCCCCGCUCGCCUGGCCCUCCUCUCGGGCCACUACCUUUACUAUCACUACGGCUGCGAUGGCCUGGACGACCGGGGCUGGGGCUGCGGCUACCGCACCCUGCAGACGCUGUGCUCAUGGCCAGAGGGCCGAUCCGCCGGCGUGCCGGGCCUGGCCGAAGUGCAGGCGGCCCUGGAGGACAUGGGCGACAAGCCCCUCGGAUUCCGGGGCUCCCGGAGCUGGAUCGGUUGUGUAGAAGCCAGUCUCUGUCUCGACCACUUCAGAGGGCCCCAGGGGCGCCUGUGUCACAUACCCCGUGGAGAAGGGCUUCUAGGGGAACUGGAGAGGCUUUACUCCCACUUUGCAGGGGGCGGGGGGCCUGUAAUGGUUGGGGGGGAUGCGGACGCCCAGUCCAAGGCCUUGCUGGGAGUUUGCCUGGGAUCAGGCACGGAAGCCUACGUUCUGAUAUUGGACCCUCACUUCUGGGGUAUGGCAAAAAACCCUAGUGAACUACAGGCUGCUGGGUGGGUGGGAUGGAGAGAGGUGGGCACAGCCUUUGACCGCAACUCCUUCUACAACCUGUGUCUGACGAGCUGCAACUCUCCAAAGCAGCAGCACGCCCUGGACUGAGGCUAAGGUCCCAGAACUGAGAUGUCCCUGGCCCCAAACACAGCCACCUACCCCCUUUUCUCAAAGGCAAAAGCUGCCUUUGAAGUACAUAAAAUGGAAAGCUCAGCUAAUCAUGGCCCCAGCCGAUCUUGGGGGAGAAUUUGGGGUGGUAUAUAAUAAAGUCAAUCACUAUGGAA